This is a messenger RNA of Ostrinia furnacalis (Asian corn borer), 5231 nucleotides long. Its product is annotated as protein KIAA0100-like. NCBI's taxonomy places the organism in Eukaryota, Metazoa, Arthropoda, Insecta, Lepidoptera, Crambidae. The transcript has 35 exons. The record is from RefSeq and is a predicted model, not a curated record. The annotation marks the transcript as partial.
AGGUCCGUGAACGUGGAUUCAAUCCGCGUGGUGUUUCCGUACAAGCACCGGUUCGCGGACGCGGUGCAAGGCGACUUCGUGUCGCUGUUCAAGUGGGUGAAGCUGGUGCACGCCAUCAAGAAGAAACCCUUCACUGCUGAGAGUCCGCUGCCCAGCGACUUGCAUAUCAAGAUUCAAGAAAUCUUAAUCGAAAUGAGUGACGAUCCAUUUGAAGUGAAACUGCGUGACAACUACGAGCUUUUAGAGGACGAGUACAAGGAAAGUCAAAAGAGACGGACUAUGCUUGAUGCUAAGGUGCAAGAACUGUGCAAGCCCCACCUAUUCUUACCCGCGGGUAAGGUCGAGGAGCUAUACUCGGCCUUACGUCAGAAGGACGCACAGAUCUACGUGCAGCGUUGCCGAGCCGCGCCGCCGCCACGCACUCGGCUUGUGGCUUGUUGCCUUAGUGGCUUCAGGCUUAUAGCAUUAGCUGACCCUUCCAUACAUGGAGCACAGAACGCGCAGGCGAAGAUGAGAGAUAUUGAUUUUGACAGCCCGUGGCCCGAGGACGGCAUGGAGUUCACGACUCUGUGGGCGCGCGGCGUGCAGCUGGGCGUGGCGCAGUGGCAGCUGCUGCUGCGGGACUUCCCGCAGCCGCUGCUCAGCUGCCGCGGCCUGCGCAUGUGGGGCACCGUGGCCGCCGCCGAGGACCAGCCGCCGCCUAGAGCUGUCCGCACGGUGACAAUAGACCAGGGCGCGCCGUGGGGCCCGUACGAGCUGGAGCGUAGCAUGAUGCCGCUCAAGUGGUACUAUGACCUGUGCUGUGAGAUGGCUCAGUACAGCUACGCCUUCGGGCCCUGUUGGGAACCGGUCAUCGCGCACUGCAACCUGUCUUUCGACCAAGUGUCCCGGCCCUCCCUGGACCCCUCCGCGCCUCUGGCCUGGUGGGACAAGGUCCGGCUGCUCAUGCACGGGCGGCUGACGGCCAACAUCGCGCGCUUCACGUGCCUGCUGCACGUGUCGCUGGACCCCUACAACACCACCGAGGAGAUGGAGCUCACGUGGAGCGACCUGGUGCUGGACUGGACCAACGGCAAGCUCGGCUUCCUCGGCGAGCUGAACGUGUUCGUGCGCACAGCGAGCAAGUACGACGAUUGCCGCGUAUUACGCGUGCCGGCGCUGCGGCUGUGCGCCAAGCUCGGCUGGCAGUGCGUCGGCGACCCGCGCGACCACCACGCGCAGGCGCCCUGCGCACCCACGCGGUUGCCCGAGUACUCUAGUAACCAGGAACACGACUCAUACCGCGCAUUCCGGUCUCAAGGGCUAGAUAUCCAUUUGAGUAUGGAGACAAAGCCCAUAGACAGGGAUGGACCUGUGCUGCUGCUUUACGGGAGCACUUUAAGAUGGUUCGAGAGCUUGAAGUUGAUUCUAUCCGGCGUGACGCGGCCUACACGGCGCGGGCGCGUGUUCAACAAUGUGCGCCCGCGCAAGCCGCAACUGUCGCGUCACUACCGCAACGUCAGCGUGUCGCUCACGCUGCACAACCUGCAGGUGUUCUACUGGUCAUCAUCAUCCAUGCAGCGAGGCAUCGAGAUGCUCGGCGUCCGCGUAACAUGCGGCUCCAAACACCGGUUGACUCUAGUCCCGGCCUCCGACGGCUUACUGCGGCGUCCCCGAGCUAACUGGACCACGGUGUAUAUGAACUGUGAUUUAAAUGACGCGGAGAUCUGGCUGAAGACCACCGCUGCGGUGGCUGAGGACAAGGAUAAUGAUGCGAACUCGUCAGUCCUCCGCCCGCCAGAAGUGGAGAAGUGGUACUGCGUGUCAGUGCGGCGCGUGUCUUACGGGCGCGAGGCGGCGGGCGCGGGCGCGGGCAGCGCCACGCACCGGCUGGCCGUGCACGACCUGCGCGGCGCCUGGACCAAGCUCAACCGCGACCUCGCCUUCGCGCUUAUUGACACCUACAUAAAGACGCAGCAACUGAAGAAAAAUCUGUCGACCAAAGCUUUAAAAGAAGAAGAGAAGCCGAACUCUUCCCCGAAGAGAGAAGCAGAUGUAGUGUCUCCACCGCCGUCCAAUGCUCAGUGCCAGUCCGCCAACACAUCGGGCGCGGGCGAGGGCGCGGGCGGGAUGUUAGCCGCCCUAGUGGCGGAGGCGGGCGGCGAGGCGCCCGUCGUGUUCAGCGACGAGCUGAGCGGCGACGCGCCCGCGCACCCGCCGCCGCACGCGCACCACAAGCAGCUGGACGACGACACGGCGCACACCGCCUUCCUCAUCGAGCUGGUGAAUUCCCAAGUGGUCCUGAAGGGGUGCGAGACGCGCGGCUACGUGUUGCUGUGCGCAGCGCGCGCCGAAGUGCGCCAGCGCGUGCGCCGCUCGCCGCCCGCCACCGCCUGGUGCGGCGCGCUCUCCGCCAUGCAGUACUACGCCACCGUCAGCGCCGCCCUCGGCGACCAGCUCGACGAGAAUAUACAAUGGGUGUCAGUAGAAGAAAUAUCCGAACGAUGGGCGGGAACAGAGAUCAGUACAUUGCCGGACGUGCCGCGCCUGGUGGGCAGCGGCCACUCCGCGGGCGGCGUCAUCGGGAGGACUGUCGGGCCCAGCGCCGACACUGGUCUAGCGCAGCUGCAAAGGAUAGUGUCGCGCUGCGCAUGCGAGUUCUACUACGCGUCGCACGAGGAGGUGGAGCAGUGCUCGUCCACCGACGCCUGGGGCGCGUCCAGCCAGCCCUACGACUCCUUCAUGCUGAUGCACCACGACCUCGACGUGUGCACCAACUCGCUGCAGGUCAGUGCGCGUCUACCUUACAGCUGCGAAGGAUACCUCCGCCGAAUUCUAUUUUUCACGUACAUACUCGCGGCGGCGAGGCCCCGUGGUGUCCAGCGACGAGCUGAGCGGCACAAGCACCAGAAGCAGCUCGACCACGACACGGCGCACACCGCCUUCCUCAUCGAGCUGGUGAACUCCCAAGUGGUCCUGAAGGGGUGCGAGACGCGCGGCUACGUGUUGCUGUGCGCAGCGCGCGCCGAAGUGCGCCAGCGAGUGCGCCGCUCGCCGCCCGCCACCGCCUGGUGCGGCGCGCUCUCCGCCAUGCAGUACUACGCCACCGUCAGCGCCGCCCUCGGCGACCAGCUCGACGAGAAUAUACAAUGGGUGUCAGUAGAAGAAAUAUCCGAGCGAUGGGCAGGAACAGAGAUCAGUACAUUGCCGGACGUGCCGCGCCUGGUGGGCAGCGGCCACUCCGCGGGCGGCGUCAUCGGGAGAACCGUGGGGCCCAGCGCCGACACUGGCCUUGCACAGCUGCAAAGGAUAGUGUCGCGCUGCGCGUGCGAGUUCUACUACGCGUCGCACGAGGAGGUGGAGCAGUGCUCGUCCACCGACGCCUGGGGCGCGUCCAGCCAGCCCUACGACUCCUUCAUGCUGAUGCACCACGACCUCGACGUGUGCACCAACUCGCUGCAGUACGCGAUGCUCCUGGACGUGGUGAACAACGUGGUGCUGCACGUGGAGCCGGAGCGGCGGCGCACGCUGGAGCGGCGCGCGCGCAUGCGCUUCCAGCUGCAGCUGCACCGCGACGCCGACCCGCGCCAGCUCAUACACAAGCUGCAGACGCAGGUGAGGGAAUCCUUGGCGAGGCUACGGCGGCUUGAGAAGGAGUACUACCUCAAGAACCGGUCCAUCACCGGGGAUGACCCGGUCGCCUUCGAGGAGCUUAAGAGCCUCGACAAUCAAGUGAACGAAUGCAAAGAAGUGGUGAGAGAAUCCUUGGCGAGGCUACGGCGGCUUGAGAAGGAGUACUACCUCAAGAACCGGUCCAUCACCGGGGAUGACCCGGUCGCCUUCGAGGAGCUUAAGAGCCUUGAUAAUCAAACAGCCUGUGCAAUGAUCAUGCGCGUGCGCAGGUACACCAAGACAUCCCGGUCGGAUGAUUCCGUGGAACACCAGCUCGAAGUUGGUUACGUGCGAGUGACCAACCUGCUGCCCAAUGAACCAUUCCCAGAGGUGUUAGUACCGCAAGCGCCGUCAGGGCGAGCGCCACUAGCGCGCCGCGCGGCGCUGCGUGUGUUUUGCCGCGACCGCCCGCCGGUGGGCGGCAUCGCUGUCAAGGAGCACUUCGAGGUCAACAUCGUGCCCAUAAGGAUCGCACGUAGGUCGCGGUCGAUGCUGACGUGCUUGAACCGACCAGCACGUUACACAGCGGGCCCCGGGGCCGCCGCGCCGCACCGCUACAACGAGAUAUGCUUCAAGUCCGCCAGGUGGCGCCUUACGGAUGCUGACGGACAGCUGGGGAUCGCUGACCUGCUGCUGACUAACUUCUUAUACACCAAGACAUCCCGGUCGGAUGAUUCCGUGGAACAUCAGCUCGAAGUUGGUUACGUGCGAGUCACCAACUUGCUGCCUAAUGAACCAUUCCCAGAGGUGUUAGUUCCGCAAGCGCCAUCAGGGAGAGCGCCACUAGCGCGCCGCGCGGCGCUGCGUGUGUUCUGCCGCGACCGCCCGCCGGUGGGCGGCAUCGCUGUCAAGGAACACUUCGAGGUCAACAUCGUGCCCAUACGGAUCGGCCUAACCAAGAAGUUCUUCAACACAAUGCUGAAGUUCUGCUUUCCUGAACGCGACCCGGAAUCCAUCGAAGACGGCGACGACGAGGAGGGCGCGCGCUCCGGGCUGGUGCCCGCCGGCUCCAAGAAGGCCAAGAAGAAGCCCAAGGACUCCAACUCCAACUUCUACGUCAAGAGGGACAAGAAGGACAAAGACGAUGUUGAGAAGAUGAAGGAACGCGCAGAAAAGAACAAACUGUUCAUCUACAUCAAGAUUCCCGAGGUGCCCGUGCGCGUAUCUUACAAGGGCAGCAAAGAAAAGAAUCUAGAAGACGUCAGGGACCUACCCUUGGUGCUGCCCACUCUGGAGUAUCACAACGUCACGUGGACGUGGCUUGACCUGCUGCUGGCCACCAAGAGCGACACAAGGAGGGUGAUCCUGUCGCAAGCAAUCCGGCAGAAACUACAGCUGCACAGACGAGCCGCCGCCGCGCCCGAGCCCCACGAGGAAGACAAGGCCCGCCUGCUACUGGGAGAGAGGACCGUGAGUGACCAUACCUCUUAAUAAUAGCGAGGGAGGUGCGUGGACCUCUGAUAGUCAAUACAGAGCGUGAUCCUGUCGCAAGCGGUCCGUCAGAAGCUGCAGCUGCAUAGACGAGCCGCAUGAGACGGAAAAGGCCCGCCUACUGCUACUGUGAGAGAGGACCGUUAGUG